AUGGCUUUCCAAACCUCUUCAAUUGCACAAAACAUUUUUGUAGGUUUUUUCUUUUUACUUCUUGUUUUUGUCUUUAUUUCCCUUUUUGUUUAUUUUUCUUUUUGUUAUUCUAAUUUGUUUUUCAUUUUAUUUUAUUUUCUUUUUUUCCCCGAUUUUCUUUUUUUUCUUUUUCCUUUCCUUAUUCUAUUUCCUCUCCUGAUUCUAUUUUCUUUUUCAUUUUCUUUCCUUCUAAAUUUUUCUUUUCUAUUUUCUUUUCUCCCCAAUUCUAUUUUCUUUUCUUUUUCCUUUCCUUAUUCUAUUUCCUCUCCUGAUUCUAUUUUCUUUUCUAUUUGCUUUCCUUCUAGAUUUUUCUUUUCUAUUUUCUUUUCUCCCCAAUUCUAUUUUCUUUUUCCUUUCCUUAUUCUAUUUCCUCUCCUGAUUCUAUUUUCUUUUCCAUUUUCUUUCCUUCGAGAUUUUUCUUUUCUAUUUUCUUUUCUCCCCGAUUCUAUUUUCUUUUCCUUUUUCUUUCCUUAUUCUAUUUUCUUUCCUUCUAGAUUUUUCUUUUCUAUUUUCUUUUCUUUUUCUCCCAUGAUUCUAUUUUCUUUCAUUCUUAAGUUUUCUUUUCUAUUUUCUAUUUUCCUUCUCCCCAAUUCUAUUUUCUUUUCUUUUUCCUUUCCUUAUUCUAUUUCCUCUCCUGAUUCUAUUUUCUUUCCCAUUUUCUUUCCUUCUAGAUUUUUCUUUUCUAUUUUCUUUUCUCCCCAAUUCUAUUUUCUUUUCUUUUUCUCUCCUGAUUCUAUUUUCUUUCAUUCUUGA
Molecule: messenger RNA, 792 nt
Organism: Acanthosepion pharaonis
Lineage: Eukaryota; Metazoa; Mollusca; Cephalopoda; Sepiida; Sepiidae
Source: the annotation of a GenBank genome assembly